Molecule: messenger RNA, 852 nt
Organism: Trichosporon asahii var. asahii CBS 2479
Lineage: Eukaryota; Fungi; Basidiomycota; Tremellomycetes; Trichosporonales; Trichosporonaceae
Exons: 4
Coding region: 1-852 (283 amino acids)
Molecular function (GO): protein binding
Source: RefSeq, a predicted model, not a curated record
AUGCCUCGCAACCUGCCGGACGACUUUCCCGACCUCCCGUCAUUUGACGCUCGAGACUUCGAGCCACCCGCUUGGGCAAAGCAGACUUAUCAGAGGAAGGGGCCUAGCUCAGAGGAUGGAGCUUUUCCCGCUGGUGGCGAGGACGACGUUGACGAGUGGUCGGGACCAGGAUCGCCGAAGGAAGCAGGAGUUGAGCUCGAGGCUCCUGGAACAUUUCGCUUCACAACGGAAGAGUUAAAGCGCGGUCUGUCGUUGAAAAACACCGGCAACAAGCACUUUACUGCCAACCCGCAACGGCUAGAUGAGGCGCGGAAGAGCUACCUCGCUGCCAUCGACACACUUCCAAGUUGUCCACGACCUGAAAAGACGAAGUCCAAGGUGGAGACGAGUGGUCUGGCGGAGAUAACAGAUGAAGAGGCUGCGCAGAUUGACGCCGAGCGACUGCAACCGAAAGACACGGAGAGGGACAACGUGGAAGCAGAUGUCCGUGAAUGUACAAAGGCUGUUUGGGGCAAUCUUGCGGCUGUCUACUUGGCAGAGAAGGAGUAUAGACAGGCAGUCGAGGCUUGCAACUCUGCGUUCCACCGACGCGCGCAGGCGAACGAGAACAUCGAUUAUCAGACGCUCGUGAAAGUUCUGCCGGCACAUUCGCCCCAGCUGCCUGCCGCUCGGAAGGCGCUCACGUCUCUCCCCAGUAGAAUUGCCGUGCAGCAGGAGAAGGAGAAGAAUGAAAUGAUGGACAAGCUCAAGGAGCUUGGGAACGGUCUCCUGGGCAAAUUUGGCUUGAGUACCGACAUGUUCAAGUUUGAUCAACAGCCAGGCGGUGGUUACAAUAUGCGAUUCCAGAGCUGA